Diorhabda carinulata is the source of this 1143-nucleotide messenger RNA. RefSeq names its product 28S ribosomal protein S35, mitochondrial (gene mRpS35). Gene Ontology annotation, molecular function: structural constituent of ribosome. NCBI's taxonomy places the organism in Eukaryota, Metazoa, Arthropoda, Insecta, Coleoptera, Chrysomelidae. Bases 148 to 1113 code for a protein of 321 amino acids. The record is from RefSeq and is a predicted model, not a curated record. Gene Ontology annotation, cellular component: mitochondrial small ribosomal subunit. The transcript is spliced from 5 exons. Gene Ontology annotation, biological process: mitochondrial translation.
GUUGUCCAUUAGCUCCAAUAUAUCUUGUAGAGUUAACCACAGAACAUACCCUAUUGGUAGUCAACUGUCAUUUUAGUUGCUCAAAAUAAUGCACAGGUUAAUGCUAUAACCUGAAGAAAAAAAACGAAGAAAUUUUGACGAAUAAAAAUGCUGAACUGUAUGAAAACUCUUGAAAGAAAUUAUUUAUCAAACUUUGAAAAGAAAAUAUGCUGUUGGUAUUCAAAUACAGCAGUAGAAGCAAAGGACGAGUUUCGAGUUCUUAAUAUAAGGAAAUCUAAAGGGGCAUUUCAAGAAAGAAAGCCGAAGAGAGUAAUGCCUGUAUUGCCUCCAAGAACAAAACAAAUGAAAGUAGAUCAAGAUUGGGGAAGUGUUUGGCCAGGCCCAAGAUCUUUUCAUCCAGCCACAGUUCCGUUACCAGUUAGACAAGGUUAUGUAGAAAAACGAGCUUCUCCUGAUAAAUUUGCAAAUGCAGAGUUGAUGAAAAUUCCCAAUUUUCUUCAUUUAACACCUCCUGUUAUUGAGAGACAAUGUAAAGCUUUAAAGAAAUUUUGCACCAGCUGGCCAAAAGCUUUAGACAAUGAUGAAAACUGUGAAAAGCAUUUUCCUUUUGAGUUUACAUUUAGUGAUUAUUGUUAUUCCUCCCCAUCUAUAAGAAAUCCUUUAGCUCGAAUAGUUACCAUGAAGUUUAAAUUGGAAUCAUUAAAAUUGAAUCGUAUAGCUAAAGAUAAAUUUUUAAGACUUGUUGGAGAUAGGUACGAUGAAGCAAGUGAUACUGUAACUAUAGUCACAGACAGAUGUCCCCUUAGAAAGCAGAAUUAUGACUACGCAUUAUACCUAAUUACUGCUCUAUACCACGAAUCUUGGAAUGUUGAACCUUGGGAACAGUUAAAAUCAGAAGCUGAUAUGGAAUGUUAUGAAUGGGAUAAAAGCAAAUCUAAAACCAACAUUGAACAAUUAUUUAAUACGACUUCUGAUAAAAUAGAUAAUAUUGAUAUGUAUGCAAAUGCAGUAGAUAGACUGAUGAAUGAAGGUGAAAAUGAGUAUACCAUUAACAAAUACGGAGAAGCAGUAAGAAAAAUUUUAGGCUUACCUUCUACUGUAACAUGCACGUAAAUUUUUAAGAAAAUAAAUAAUAUGUAAAUA